AUGGGCAGGAGCAUCCUGGACAGAUAUGAUGCCUACCCAGAUGCCUCGGUCAGUGACUUGAGGGCAACAUUGAUUAUGUGCGCUGCCAGCGCGGCCUUCUCCUUCGGUGACAACUCCUCCUUCUUGCUCGUGGUCGUGGCCCCUCGCUCUAUAUCGGUUGUCCUGCCUCCUAUCGUCGUCGUCAUUCGUUUCUUCUUUUGCGCUGUCGAUUACGGCUCGGCCGCGGUGGGCAAUGGCCUUGACCCAAGCCAAGAGUCUGCAAAAGAGUUACUCGCCUUCCCUCAUGUUGUCGUUGUUACUUUCUCCUUUUGCGCUGUCGGCUGCGCUCCGGCCUCGGUCGCGAGAAGUUCUUUGAGUAGCACCGUGGUUGUUGAUGUGCAUGUUGAUGAUGACGAAAAUGAUGACUAUGAUGAUGUUGUGGACGAUGAUGAUGACGUGGAUGAUGAUGAUGAUGAUGAUGAUGAUGAUGAUGAUGAUGAUAAUGAUGAAUCUUUUGACGUCGGUUCCACCCCGCAAGGGCUAAAGGGCGCCUACAUCAGCUGUUGUUGA
Molecule: messenger RNA, 549 nt
Organism: Colletotrichum abscissum
Lineage: Eukaryota; Fungi; Ascomycota; Sordariomycetes; Glomerellales; Glomerellaceae
Exons: 3
Coding region: 1-549 (182 amino acids)
Source: RefSeq, a predicted model, not a curated record